This is a messenger RNA of Schistosoma margrebowiei, 8610 nucleotides long. Lineage: Eukaryota; Metazoa; Platyhelminthes; Trematoda; Strigeidida; Schistosomatidae. The record is from the annotation of a GenBank genome assembly.
UAUAUAUAUACAUACAUACAUACAUUUAUAUUAUGGUAAGUGAAAUUGUUUACAAAAUUAAAGAAUGAACACACAAUUAUAAAUGGAACUAUAUUUAAACUCUAAGCAAAGGUAGUUAGUUUAGUAGACACACUUAUUAUCGACAUGUUUAUAUAUAUAUAUAGAUAUAUAAUGAGACCAUUGAAUUAGCAGCACUAAUUGUGUAUAUAUGUCAUGCUUUUGAGUUGAUGUCUGGAUUGGUUGUCAAAAUUACAACAACAACAAAAAAACAACAACAACAUUCUAAUUUACUUAGCCUUGGCAAAAUUUAGGUCAUUUAUCUGGUCUUAUAUAUAUAUAGAUGUGUGUGUAUGGUUAGUUGUAUAGUUGUCAACAGUUUAAACUUAAGCACACGUUAUGCAAUAUUCAUUUUGAUUCAUGGAAAGAACAAACAAACAAUAAACAUUAUUAUUAUUAUUAUUACUAAUCCAGGUUUAUAAUAUAAAAUAUUAGAACAUAUGAUACUAAACCACAGUUUAAUUGUGGUGUGUUGUUGUGUGUCAUGAGUCAUCAUUAUUCAAUGCAAUCACAAUUUCUAUCAUCGUCAUCAUCAUCAUCAUCCUUAUUAUUAACAGACAGAUCAAAUAUUACUCAUUCUAAUACUGAUCUAAUUAUGGGAAAUACUGUACCGUCCUCUUUUCUUGAAAUGAAUUUAACCCAAACAGCAAAUGGUUUAUUAAAUAAUAAUAAUGAUGUGGAUUUGAAUCGUCAAACUCGUGUAAAUUUAACAGAUGAUAAUUCACAAUGUAAAUCACCUAUAUGGAUACCACCUGUUACACCAUAUACAUUACUUGGUUUAUUAAAACCUCAUUUAACACAAUCUAAUUUACUUGUUAAUAACAAUACAACACAUCAAAUACAACAACAAACAAAUAAUGGAACAAUGAUCAAUACAAAAUUAUGUGAAGAUUCAAUAGGACAUCAACAAUUUCAACAACAACAACAGUCUAGUUUAAAACAAUCACAACAGCAAAUUUCAUCAAUGUCUGCUUAUCUUUCAGAACUUUUGAAUCAAUCUCAAACAUCGAUAACAACAACGACUAGUGGAAAGAAUUCAGUACAUGCAUUAUAUGAGAAGAUUCUUAUCGGUGAAUUAGAUCAAUUGCAUAAAUCACUAGAACAACGAUGUCUUCUUUCCAACACAUUUGAUUCAAGUCAACUAAUGACAAUUUCAUGCUCCGAAGACAAUGUUAACAGUGGUGUUAGUGGUCGGGAGAAUAUAAACUCCACGAUAAUGACACCAGCAAUACCAGUAACAACAAACCCCUCAUCAUCAUUAUCAUCAACAACAUUAACUGGUUUGAAAAUUGGUAAUAAUCCAACAUUAGGUACAAAUUUACCAGCAUUAACAACUGAUCCUGCUAGAGCAUUACUUAUUGCUGGACAAGUAUGUGAUUGGCCAGGUUGUGGAGCUAUUCUUGGUCCAGAUACAUCGUUUAUUGAACACUUGAAUAAGACACAUCAACUAUCAUUACAAGCCCUUGCUCAAGUUGAAGUAUGUGCAUCAAGGUUAGAAUUGUACUUGAGAACAGUUCGUAAAGAAUCACAACGUUUAAAUGCAAUGGUACGACAUCUAAUCAGUAGAGCGCGUUGUGGUGGUACAAGUUUUGAAUGGUCAACUAAUUCAUCAUUAUCAUCAUCAUCAUUAUGUAAUUCAGUUCCUGCAUCAUUUGGAAAUUGUCCAUUAAAUUGUUUUCCUGGAUGUAAUAGUAAUACUAAUAAUAAUAACAAUCAAACAAUUAAUCAAGUUGGUUCCUUUAAUUGGAAUACAAAUGGACAUUUAGAUUCUACCGUCAAUUCCCUGGCAAAUGGAACAUUGGAAUUGCCGGAUAAGACAGAAUUAGAAACAAAUUCCUUAUACGAAUCCCAAGUACAAAAUAUCAAUUCAAUCUAUCGUACUGAUAAUUCAAUGCAUUGUAGUCCAGUUUAUAGUAAUACAACAACUACUUCAGAAUCAUGGUGUACAGAUCAAUUAAUUAUACCUGAUUGCACUGCAAUGUCUGUGCUACGUGAUUUACCAUUACAUCAUAGACGUAGUGCAGUACAUUCAUUAACAUCACGUUGGUCUACAUCGAAUCAUCAUUCAACAUUAGAUACAACUUAUAAUUCAAAUACAUUGAUAAAUCAAAUUCCUAGUAAUAAUAAUGGUAGUAAUACUACUACUAAUAAUAAUAAUUGUAAUUUGUCACCUGCUCUACCCGUAUUUCCAAAUAAUCCAAAUGAUAGUUCAUCAUCUAACAAUAAUAUAGUGGAUAAACUAACUAUUCCCUCACCAUCUACACCACCGACUUCAUGUCAUCCAGCUUUAAUAGCUAGUGCAGCGGCAGCAUUAUUGUCAAGUGUUUCAAGUUUGCAAAAUCAAAUCAUCACCAGUAUGUCAACUCAUCAUCCUGUUCUAACUGGUCAAUUUCAAACUGCAACUGAUCCUCAACUUCCUCAUCAAUCGACAUCAGCGAACGCAGCUGCCGCGGCUAUGGCGGUUGCAGCCGCGGCGGCAGCAGCUUCCGGUUUAUCUAACCCUGCGUCAAUGUCAUGGCUUCCAAGAUCAACUGCUGCUGCGAAUAAUAAUAGUAGCAGUAGUAUUGGUGUCGGUGGCGGCAAUACCACAAAUUUUGAUCCUAAAGAAUUUGAUACAACUGCUGCCGCGGCAGCAGCAGCAGCCGCCGCCGCUGCUGCAGCGGCUGUAGCUGCUUCUAAUCCCGCCUCAGCAAAUGGUGUAUUUUUCGAUUCGAAUACCACAACUCCCAUUGUUCCUGCUCCUCCGCCUCCACCUUCCGCCGCUCCUACAGCUGUCGCUGUCACUACUACCACUUCUCAUACAAGCCUCACAUCAUCAUUGUUUGAUAAAGCUGUUAAACAACGUUGGUUCGAUGCAACUAGACAAGACGAUUUGAUGAUAACAACAACACCAACACCACCACCACUUCCAGCAAUAACUUUAACCUCAACGGCAGUAACAACGGUGACUUCGUUGCCCAUGACUGCGAUCGCCACUACUAUGUCAGUAGUAGGGAAGUCAUCUAGUAGUAAUAAUAAUAGUAAUAGUAUUGGUGCUAGAACAAGAGCCAGAGAACAUCAAAUGAAACCAUCUGUCAAUCAGGAAUCAUCUAUUAUAGAAUUGGAAAAACAAGGUAGAACUAUUGAAAAUUCCGAUAAGUCCACAAUUCACUGUAAUAUACCAGAAGCUAUGGAUUCUGAAAAUUCAUUAGUGAUGACAUGUGAAAAUCUUGCAUACACAUCAUCAUCGUCACAACAACAAACAUCAUUGUCAUCCGCAGUAAUCGUAGUACCGGCAGUAGUAUCAUCAUCAACAGGAACUUCAUCUUUGACAUCAGUGAUGACCACUGCAGCUGUCACAACAAUACCAACUACAACAACAUCACAGACAACAAAGACGACAGCCACGUCAAGUACAAAUGGCACCUCUUCAACUGCAAACAAUAAUAAUAAUAAUACAUCAUUAGCUCAAAGACAAUACUAUCGAUCACAUUGUGCACGUCCCAGAUUCACUUAUGCUAAUUUAAUACGUCAAGCAAUAUUAGAAUCACCGGGACAACAAUUAUCAUUAAGUGCAAUUUACGUAUGGUUACAACGUGAAUUUGCUUAUUUUCGACAAAAUGAAGCUACAUGGAAAAAUGCUGUAAGGCAUAAUUUAUCAUUACAUAAAUGUUUUCGACGAUUGGAAACCACAUCUGGUUCAGUUUGGGUUGUUGAUGAAAGUGAAUAUCAAAGACGUAAGGCUAAACGAGCAGUACGUUGGUAUCCCAAUAGCACUGGAGGUAAACAUCAAGGUUCCACAAAAUCGACUCGUACUGAUAGCGUAGCUAAUGAAACUGUUUCACCAAAAGUCACAACAGCAUUAAUAUCAGGAAUAGUCGAUGCCUCAAUUCCUAUGGAUACUCAAUUAACAACUCCAUUAUCAUCACCAACACAUCCAAUUAUCUCGCAUCAAUCAUUCACUAUAGGAGGUGAAUCGAAUAAUCCGUCCAAUUCACCAAAAUCAAAUAUCUCCGCUGAAUUAAGUACAUCAUCAUCAAUAUUUCAUACAAUUGGUGCCUCUAGUACAACUCCAUCUCAGUCAUCUCCUCUAUUAUCAGCUUUAUUAUUACCUGGUUUAAAUCAAGAAACUUUUCAGAGUCGUAAUUUACCUUUGAAUCAAGCUAAUUUUAUGAAAAUAGAAGAAUCUGAAGGAGGAAUCAUCAUUCCACCUGCUGGCAAUUCAACAAUAAUGAUAUCAACUGACAACAGUCCUACAAAUAAUAAUAAUAUUAAUAAUAAUACAAUUACUUCAUACUCAUCAUCAAUAACGUCAUCAUCCUCUUUGUAUACAAAUAUUAUGUCAUGUACUACAAGUCUACUUUCAAACGAUGUUUUCACAACUGACUACAACAACACUUCUAUCAUCACUGAUUCUACUACUGAUGAUAAUGAUAAUAAUAAUAAUAAUGAUAUGAUGAAUGCGAUUCUCAAAGAUUCUCUUUCAACUGUUACUAUCACUUCUUAUCCAACUGGCGUUGAUGUUGUUACAGUUGAUGGUAGUAGUGUUAGUACGGGCGGUGGGCAGCUUGACAAGAUGUCGGCUAUUAACAACAACAUCCACAGCAACAAUAAUGUAGAUUCGUUAAAGUCAGAUAUUGAAAUGGUGAGUGCUUCUGAAUCAGAGAUCAUCUCUAGUGAUAGUAUAAUUAACUCGGAACAAAUCACUGAACAAAGUCGAAUAACAGAAUUACCAGAGAAAUCUUCCAUAUCAACAUCAUUAUUAUCAAUGUCGACACUGAAUGCAGAAGAUUCAAGUUAUACUACUACUACUACUACGACGACGACGAUGACUACAACUACUAUUAAUAACAGUAAUAACAAUGAUAAUGGAUCGGUGAAUGAUAAUAUAAUUAAAACAUCUGUAGAUACAAUUCCCAUUGAUAUUAACAAUACAAACAAAACCGGAAUUGCACUAAUAAACAAUAGUAAUGAAGUGAUUACAGUAAUAACAACGGUGGCUACCACUGCUACUAUUACCACUACUACUACCACUCUAAGCUGUGAUCCAGAUGAUGAUGAUGGUGAGGUGGAGAAUAAUGAGGAUUGUGGUGACGAGACUGUUACUACUACUACUAGUAGUAGUAAUAGUAGUAAUAAUAAUAAUAAUAAAAACAAUACAAUAACGAAUUCAAGUUCACGAAAAUGGCCAUCUGUUCGUCUUGUACCUAAUUUAUUACGUCAUCCUACAAAAUAUACAACAAUCUAAUUUUCAGUUUCACUAUGAAUAGAGAGGAAGAAAGAGAGGAAUUGACUACAUCAGACAUGUUAAAUCUUUAGAGUUAAUAUUGACAUUGAUCCCGAUUUCUCCACCAUAUUCAAUAGUGAAUCAAUCGUCCGGAUCGUCCAAUCGAAAAAAGAGUGAAUUAUUGUUCAAUCAUGUGCUUAAUGAUAGACUACUAUUGUCAUCUUUAACUUCGAGUGAUAACUGCCUUUUUUUGUUUUCUUUCAGAAAUAAAUAGUAUAUUGUACAUAGAUUAUGAUGACUGUAUGCUACUGUUCACGUUCUUUUCUUUUGAAAGUGAAUUUACUGCCUUCCUUUGCCGUCGUCAUCUUAUAUUGUGUUUAUUCGACAAUAUUUGUAAUGUUAUAUUAUUAUUAUUAUUAUCAUUAUUAUAUGGAUAGUAAUAGUUAUGUUGUAUGGAUGUAUCUAUACUUUUAUAUACUACUAAUGGUACUACUUAACUACAUUUCAAAUGAAUGAUCCUCCUAAGUUGCUGAUAAAAUUUGUUAAUACUACUAAUAACAAUCAUAGUAGUAAGAUUAGUAUGAGUUACAAUAUAGGUGGUAUUGGAUCCCCCUGUCUAUACACUUGAAUUGUAUUUAUAUUAAUUAUUAAGAAACUCUUAAAUACAAUGUACACUUUCGUCCAAAUACACACAUAUACAUCACUCCAAAUAGAUAAUCAACUUUUAUUUUCACCCCCUAUGGAUAAUAAUAACUUGUACACAUUUAUGAGGAAAUUCUUUGCAGUAAUUAUGAUGGAUUAGUACUAUGCUCUUUCUCCCUCCCUCCCUCUCUCUCUCUCUCUAAUACACACAUACAUAGACACAUUUCAAAAAUAUCUUCGAAUUAUACGUGGUAAUUAAUAAAUAGGUUUUCAUUUUCAAUGUCACAAUGUGAAUUUCUUUAUUAAUUUCAUGUAAAUAUUGGUGAUUUCUUGCCAAAUUUUUGACAUUUCUAUUAUCUUUUGUAGUUGUGUAACAAGUACACAAAUUUUUAACUUCUCUUCAUAAAUUACAAUCAUACUGUCUUCUCUUUUGGGAAGUUAUCCUGCUUCAUUAUUGUGUACAAUAAACUAACGGAGUAAACAAUCAGUUUAUCUUCUCUUUAUAAAAACGUUGUUUGUUUUUUCAUAACAAUCCCACCUAUAAUUUCUAAUAUAAGAAUGUAUAUGUGAAUGUGAUUAAGUAAUUAAGUGUAAUGCCUUUUCACCCCUUCCUCUUCCGAUCCCAAAAGUACCACAAGGUGCAUAUCACCAAUUUUUCUACAUCAUCUUCUAAAGCAUUUGUAUUUUUGUCAAAAAAUAAUAAUAAUAAUAAUAUCAUAGCUUCAUGUGCCUACACAUAUAUUCUCGUCUUAUUUUCAAGAUUUCAUUCGAUUUUUUUCUAAUCAUUCACAGUACCGAAACUUGCUUUUUUCUUUCCCCCCCCUCUCUCUCAUUCUCCUUGCAAUAUACUACUUAUUAACUAGAUUUUUAAUAGUAUCCAUGUAUGUUAUUUAUUAUCUUUUUAAUUGACUUUCCUCUCUUUUAUAUCAAGAUCUUAUACGUAUAUAAACAUAAUGAUUUGAUUUAUGGUUCAUUGAAGUCGUGUUUUUUUUAAUGUCAAACUUCAUUACACCCUGCUGUUACCUUGGUUUCUAUUUAAAGAAUGUAUAUUUGCAUUAUAUAUGUGUAUGUGGUUUCAAAACCCUUAUCUCUUUUCUUCUACUAUUUAGGCGAAUCUAACGCAAUCAAAAAAGUACAUUUUCUUACAAACAUACAUAUUAGUUGAUACAUCAAUCACAUAUAGACUAUACAUACAUAUAUACGUUUGUAUCUGGUUGUUAUUCUCUUUCAUAGAGAAAAUAUAAACACAUCAAUAUGAAUGUAAACUUUAAUCGACAUAAUAUAACCAAGGACAUUUUUAUCAUUAUCAAUAAACAAAUAAAUCGGUUAAUAAUAAUAAUAAUGAGUAGUAUGAUAACUAUCCCGGUUUUGCUCUAUCCAUAAAGAGAAACUAAGUCAGCUGAUCAUUUUGAACUAUUCAUUUUCUAAUCAGUUUACACGAAAGGUACAAAUGGUUAUUGAAGAAGAAAAAAACAAAAGAUCAAUUAGAUGCUAUUUUAUGCAUCCGAUAAUAUUUCAUUUUACACUUAUUAUAUAAUUCCAACUAUAUACCCUAGUCAUUGUAAUAUGUCCCCACAAACUUUCAUCGGAACUUUGUCUAUCCGUGUAAAUGUAUUAUAAGACAAGAAGAUAUCAACUGUUCACAGCUGGAAUAUAACAGUUUGUUUUGAUAACUUCUUCAUUCAUAUUGUUACUGUUUUCAACUGUGUUCGAUGUGGUAAUAGGGGUAAAAUAAAUAUUUUUAGAUGGUUACGUUCUACCUACCUCCUUUUUUUCUGUCAUCAUCCCUACUACAAACACUCCCCAUUUUCAUUCGUGUACAUUUGCAUCACUUUUUAGAAUGUUUUGAUCUUUUGUUUGCCCUCCCACCUCCACUUCAAUAGAUCAUCUUUGAAUCAUUUAUGUCGUCCAUUACACAUUGAUGAAAAUGAACUAGAGCAUAGUGACUAUGACCAGGAUACUUAUAACAAUUCUUAUGGUGUGAUAAUCGUCAAGUCAAUAUUAUGCUUUCACAUGCAUAUAUAUAUGGAGAUAGUGGCAAUCCAUCAACUUACUGCAAUCUAACCAAUUUUAAUGAAAUACAACAAUAGGAACAAUCUUAAAUGAACAGAAAAUAGAUAAUAGUUAACAAAUGUACACAAAUAAAACUUCUAACAUCAUAAUAACGUGUCUUCUACAUGUUCCAGGUUAUUUGGUCGGUAUGAGAAAAAAAAGGUUUUGAUAUACACAUUCACGAUCCCAAUCAAACCCUCUUUUGCUUAUCCCAGUGCAUUUGUCGUUCUCCUUUCUUUUUUUAUAAAUUGAAAUAAUUUUUGUGGUAAUUAUACUGUUAUUAUCACUCUCCCUCUUUGUCUCAAUUACUUCCUUACUUGUCCUCUUCAGUUAGUCAGUUAAUCAGAGUUUCUUUUUCUCUAAUACGAUUUGUUUGUUUAUCAGUUUAUUUUCGUUUCUUUUUAUUAUAAUAAAGUAAAAAAAAAGGGGGAUUCUAUUCGUUUUUAUUUGCUUUUGGUCGGUUUCUUUUUCUCUUGGAACUUCAUUGUCAUCAUCAUCAUCAUCAUCAACCUCAUCAUUAUCAUCACUAUCACAAAGAAUAAUAAUAAAGAUUCACGAUUUUGCUGUGUUUAUGUUCUUCUAUUAAAGCAUUGUUAUUAUUAUCAUUCAAAUGUUUAGUUGUUAUCAUGUUAAAUAAAAUUAUCCUGUCGUUA